Peronospora matthiolae is the source of this 1032-nucleotide messenger RNA. The record is from the annotation of a GenBank genome assembly. NCBI's taxonomy places the organism in Eukaryota, Oomycota, Peronosporomycetes, Peronosporales, Peronosporaceae.
AUGGCUCCCACCGUCCCGGAGAACGCGAAUGCCUCCUGCGUCGGGCCUCAAGCCGCCCAAGCCGGCAAAGCUGACGGCUGUGCAGGUUGCCCAAACCAAACCGCUUGUGCCUCUGGAGCUGCUCGUGUCCCGGACCCCGCGAUCUCCGACGUGAAGCAGCGAUUGGCCAAUGUCAAGCACAAGAUCCUGGUCUUAUCCGGUAAGGGCGGCGUGGGCAAGAGCACCGUGGCUUGUCAAUUGGCGUUUGCCUUGGCAAGUAAAGGGUUUCAAGUGGGACUCUUGGACGUGGACAUUACAGGACCCAGCGUGCCUCGGAUGCUCGGACUGGUGGGCCACGAAGUGCAUCAGAGCGCUGCCGGGUGGUCUCCUGUCUAUGUGGAGGACAAUCUGGGCGUCAUGUCCAUUGGGUUCAUGCUGCCCAAUGCCGACGACGCGAUUAUCUGGCGAGGCCCGAAGAAGAGCGGGAUCAUCAAGCAGUUUCUAGUGGAUGUGCAGUGGGGAGAGCUCGAUUACCUCAUUAUUGACACGCCACCAGGCACGUCGGACGAGCACAUUAGUAUCGUGCAGUACAUGAAGGAAGCGGAUUUAGACGGCGCGGUGGUGGUCACGACGCCGCAGGAGGUUGCACUCAGUGAUGUGCGCAAGGAGCUGAACUUUUGCCACAAGACCAAGAUCAAGGUGCUUGGUGUGGUGGAGAACAUGAGUGGCAUCCAGCGGCGGCUUGACGACGUCCAGUUUGUUGGAAAGGAUGGUAAUGAUGAGACGGAAGCUGUUAAAAGCUACUGCAAGAGAAGGCACCAGAACUGCUGCAGUAUUCGGUGCAGAUGGACGUGUUUUCUGCAUCAAACGGAGGUGGCGAGGCAAUGGCCAAGAUGUUCAAUGUGCCUUUUUUUCGGACGUCUGCCGCUAGACAACAAGCUCACAGAGGCGUGUGAAGAGGGUGUGUCGUUCUUGGAGGACUAUCCUCAUUCUGUUGCGGCCCCGGUCUUUGGCCAAAUUGUGCAAGGUAUCAUUGCGUCGGUGGAAAAGUAA